CACCCCCCCUCCUCCUCCUCCUCCCCCCUCCCGUCUGCCCGCCUGCAGCCCCUCUCAGGCCGCGGUGGGGAGCAUUCACACCCCGCUGUCUGCGUUUAGCGGACGGGGCUCCCAGUGUCUUCGUGAGCCGGAGGGAGAUGAACGGCAACCCGUGCGCCCGCAGGCUGGCCCGCCGCUCCCGCUCCGCGCUGCUGCUCGCCGCCGUGUCCGUCCUGCUGGUCCAGACUCUCAUCGUGUGGAACUUCAGCAGCCUGGACUCUGCCGGCGGGGACGCGGGCGCCAGGAGCCGGGAGAAGAGGGACGACCGGACCGGGGGCUUCAACAAAGCCGACAAGGAGCGCCGGUGGAGGGGGCUGCAGAGGAAGCACGACCCGCAGCUGCUGCACGGGAAGGCGGCUGCUGGACACACGCUGCUGGCGGAGGUCCACCUUCCCCACCGUCCGAAGGAGAAACUCCGUCCGGACAGCAACAACAACGAGAACUCGGUCGACGCCAUCGACAGCAACAGCAACCUGGGAGCCCGAUCGCAGCGCCAGCGACUACCGGCCGCAAAUGUUAAGCGAAAGCAGGAGAAGAACCAAAGCAUGCUGGGAAAUGAAGUCCUAAAGCAUGUCCCGAUCCUUCCUAAACUUCACAACCAGACCCGCAUCCAGAGGGCCCUACCACUGGUCCCAACCCUUCCAGCGCCCGCUCAGGGGUCCAAUCAGGAUCCCCCGUUCUUCCAGACAAAGAGGCCCGGUUCGCCUCCGCUGCCUCCGGGUCUGGAGCCCAAUAAGGAGCAGCCACAGUGUGAAAUAAGUGGGAAAGAGGCCAUUUCUGCUCUAUCCAGAGCCAAGAGCCGCGAGUGCCGGCAGCGGAUCGUCGAGGUGUACUGCAAGCACAAAGACAAGGCGCUGAUGCCCGAGAAGGUUCCUCGUUUCUGUCCCAUAGAAGGUAAGGCUAACGUGAACGUGCAGUGGGACGACGAUACGGCCUCAGACGGCUCGGCGCCCGUUCGCAUCGCCUUCGUCCUGGUCGUCCACGGCCGAGCCUCGCGACAGUUCCAGAGGCUCUUCAAAGCCAUCUACCACACCUCGCACUUCUACUACAUCCAUGUGGACCAGAGGUCUGACUACCUCCACAGGGAGAUUCUGUCUCUGUCGGGUCAGUUCCCAAACGUCAGAGUGACUCCGUGGAGGAUGGCGACCAUCUGGGGCGGAGCCAGUCUCCUGACGAUGUACCUGCGCAGCAUGGACGACCUCCUGAAAAUGGCCGACUGGUCCUGGGACUUCUUCAUCAACCUCAGCGCUGCCGAUUACCCCAUCAGGACCAACGACCAGCUGGUGGCGUUCCUCUCCAAAUACCGCAACAUGAACUUCAUCAAGUCUCACGGCAGAGACAACGCUCGUUUCAUCCGUAAACAGGGUCUGGACCGGGUCUUCUACGAGUGCGACACCCACAUGUGGCGCCUGGGAGACCGCAAGAUCCCGGAGGGCGUGUCGGUGGACGGCGGGUCUGACUGGUUCCUGCUCAGCCGGCCGUUUGUCGACUACGUGGUGAACUCCAGAGACGAGCUGGUCAGCAACAUGAAGCGCUUCUACGCCUACACGCUGCUGCCAGCCGAGUCAUUUUUCCACACCGUCCUGGAGAACAGCGUCCACUGUGAGACCAUGGUGGACAACAACCUGCGGCUCACCAACUGGAACCGCAAGCUAGGAUGUAAGUGCCAGUACAAGCACAUAGUGGACUGGUGCGGUUGCUCGCCGAAUGACUUCAAGCCCUCAGACCUGCCGCGGUUCCAGCAGGCCUCCAGACCCACCUUCUUCGCCCGGAAGUUUGAGGCCAGCGUCAGCCAGGAGAUCAUCAGCCAGCUGGACGCCUUCCUGUUUGGACCGUAUCCGUCCGGCACCCCGGGCCUCCAGACCUACUGGGAGAACAUCUUUGAGCAGGAGACGGACGGACUCUCUAGCCUGUCCGACUCCAUGCUCAGCCACUUCCACGCCUUUGCCCGUAUGGGACUGUCCCGCGCCGCCGGAUCGCUGCAGGGGAAUCCUGAUGAUCGCAGCUGCAGGUAUGUGGCUGUGAGCCACCCAACGUCCGUGCACCUCUACUUCCUGUCGGACCAGUUCCAGGGCUACCUGGUGCGUCACGUGGCCACGAACCGAGCCUCCACCCAGAUGGAAACCCUGGAGACGUGGGUGACACCCAAAGACCACUUCACCCUGGCCAGUCAGCCCCACACCAGCAACAGACUGCAGCACAUCCAGGUCGGGUCAGACUGGGAUCCAAAGGAGCGCCUCUUCAGGAACUGGGGCGGUCUGCUGGGACCCGAGGACGAGCCGGUGGCAGUGCAGCGCUGGAGCCGAAGCCAGAGCAACCUGACUGCCACUGUGGUUUGGAUCGACCCCACCAACGUCAUCGCCGCCACCUACGACAUCCUGGUGGACGCGUCCGCCGAGGUCACCCACUACCGGCCGCCGCUCACCUUGCCGCUGCGGCCGGGCAUCUGGAAGCUGAGGGUGCUUCACCACUGGAACCUGCUGGGCCAGACCAGCUUCGUCGUAGCUCCGCUGGAGUUUCACAGACAGCAGCCCAUACAGAAAGAGGACACCCUGCGGCUGCACGCCGGUCCGGCCAGGAACUCCUACAUGGAGCAGAGCUUCCACGGUCUCAACCCGGUGCUGCGGCUGCCGGUGAGUCUCAGCGCCGUGGAGGAGGCCGAGGCGAACUCUGGCCUGACGGGGGCGCCGCUCCGACGCUGGCUGGACGGGCUCCUGGAGGGCCACUGGUCCGCCUCGGACGUCUGCUCGAUGGGCCCCAGCGCCUGCCCUGUCAUGCAGCGCUGCCCCAUCGCCGCCUGGAGCUCUGCCAGCCCCGACCCAAAAUCCGAACUGAGCACGCCCAGAGAGGACGGACGGAUAAGGUAGCAGCCGGAUGGACAGGAGAGGACGGCGAGAGACAGAUGAAGGAAGACAUGUUUGAGUCUGAUAUUUAUUUAUUUAAAGAUUUCAGGAACAGAGGAAGAGAAUCCAAACUCGCUGAUCCCACCUCAAUUUGAGACAACGUGGCUGCUGGGCGGAGCGAAUGAAUGUCAUGUCCAGAACUUCAUACCUCUUGUUGUUGAGUCUCCCUGGUGAAGGAGCUGCUGCACAAGUCCACCCUGAAAACAGCUGUGGAUGCUCAGUUUAAAAAAAAACAGCCUGACUGGAAGAGUUUUUAUCUCUUUAUUUAAUCGGACGUCGACAGGCUGGAUUUCAUGGUUAAACUGAAACCAACUCUGGCCUUGAUGGGUUUUCACAGGGUUCCUGAACAGCUCUGGGAUGUAUGGGAAUUUAUGUAUUACUAGAUUAUCAGUAUAAAAAACAUAAAAUCCAAGUAUAGAAAAAAAACAUACUUUGUUUACUCAAUAAUCCUUUCAACAAACAGGUUUUAACAGAUGAAGCUGUGAGUUAUUUUAAAUCUUUAGAAGGGAAUGAAGGGUGUAGAGCUCCCCCUGGUGGCAGCUACACGUGAAUCUGGACAACAUGGGAAGGUAUAAAUAGAUUCAGACCAGGUGCUGUAAGUUACUUAACUGACAUUUUUCACAAAAAGAAUAUUUUCAUAAAACACAAGCUAACAAAAUCUAACAAAAAAAAGUUUUUGAUGCAAGGUUUUUGGGGCUGUUGGGUUUUUAAAAGCCUGGCCAACAUUUACUGUAAAGUUGAAGAUCUAGUUGGAGAAACAUGAUUUUUUUCCUACAGUUUUCUUAGAUGCAGCGUUGCUGCCCCGUAUUUUUUUGCUUUUAGCACAUUUUAUGUCUAAAGACAGAAAGGUACAAAAGCAGCUUACUGUUAGCUUUGAUGAUACCUGCAUUAUUAUUUCCUCAUUAGUAAGUCACUUUGGACAAACGCGUCUGCCAAAUGCAUAAAUAUUAUCAUGCCUGUGCAAAUUCUCAGUCAUCCGGGUCAUCUCAACAGCAAACAGGCUUAAAUCAGAGGCAACCGGACUUUCGCUCAGUUGUUGUGAAAACCUUUUGACACGUUUCCAGGAAUCUUUCUCAAUUGUGGCGGCUCACACUCGCUCAAGUCAGAGCUGCCAGAAUGGACAACGACUCCUGGAUAAGUGUCGGAACAUUUUCAUAGAAACUGAGCAUAAAUAUUAACAGGCUCAUAAAGAUUUCAGGUCAGAUAUUUCUAGAGGUUAGACUUUAACUAAUGGAGCAGAUGGAUGAUGGAUGCACAGACGGAUACGCUGAUUGUUAGACAACUUAACAGACUGACGGAGGAGAAAUGGAUUGAUGGAUGCAACUUUUAAGUGACUCAGAUCUGGGAAUACUUUUCCUUUCCAUACUUAUCCAGACGUGUAAAAUGCUCAAGCCAAAUUCUAUCAUUUUUUUUUCUCCAAACUAAGUAGGAACCCUGUUCUGGAUGUAAUUAACCCAGAACCUCCUCAGCAACCACAGAUGUUUUCACCCUGAGUUGAGCAGGAGUCAGGGGAGAAGCUCUCUUCAAAGUGAGAAAAGACAACAAAUCGUUGCCUCACCUGGACUGUGUGCUGGAGCAGGAUGUUGCCAUGAUCGCCAUCUGCUGGACAGACACUAUUAUUACAACAUUCUGGAUAUUUUAUGAGCAGAGGAAUAAAAAAAUACAUCAAUGCAGAUUAUUUUAAGACAUUAAAGCCAAUAUUUUUUCACUGAGUGGGUAUAUAAAUGUCGAGCUUUCUGGAUCUGCUGAAUAUUUUCUAAAAGUUUUACUUCAUGGACCCCAGCUGCUCUGUCUGGUGUGAACGUCUGGGUGUCUUUGUGCCAUUUUUUAAAAUCCUUCAGACUUGAAGUAAGCCAAGAAGGAAGUCAUCUUAUUCUUUUUUUUUUUUAAAUGUUCUCUUGCUCUGUGUGAGUCAAACGUUUAAGAACUGCUGAAGUAAUUUAUUCAAAAGUUUAUAUAGAUUGUUGUUUUUGGCUAUUUGUAGUUUCUGAUUUAACACUCUAAUAUUAAUUUAAACUAUUAAAUGAUCUCAACCUCAGAAGAACCACAGCAAUGAAACUAUGAUGUCUCUUUUUUCUGUCCUGUUGUCCAAAUUCAGGGAGGCUGGUCUCAUCCAGAAAACACUGAGCAACUAAUACUGGCUAAGGAAGGGUUAUGAUUCUAGUUUUGCACAUUUCAGUUCAGGAAGGGUUGGAAAUGAGUGUUAUUAUGGACCUUUUAGCUGCCCGUCACAAUGCCAAACAAAUUAUUCCAAAGAUUAAUUUGCUUCUGAACCAGAAGGGAUAAAACCCAACAGAACCACUACAAGUGUUUUGUUCAAUUUACACCAGGGCGCCCCCAUGUGGACAAAUGACAUUAAAACAGUCAAACUCAGAAACCUUUAAAGAAUGAAAUGAUGAGUGAAUGUUUGGAUGAAAGCAGCCUUCAUGCUUGUAUAAUGAAUGUUAAACAGCCUGGUUUUCUGUCAUAAAUUAGAAUAUCAUCAAACAGUUAAUUUCUUCAGUACUUCCAUUCACCAUGGCAACUUAUAGAUAAGUGUAUUCAGACUGAUCUAUUCAUAACUUUUAUUUCUAUAUAUUUUUUCAUAUCUUUGUGGAUUACAACUAAUUAAAAGACAAGUAAAAUUUUUUGGGAAAUCAGAAUAUUACGUCAGACCAAGAAAAAAGGAUUUAAAUACAAAUGUGGGUAUACUGGAUCUGCACUCGGCUCCUUUUGCAUGAGUUACUACAUCAAUGCAGCGCUGCAUGGACGGCCUUUGUUUCUGCUGAGGUGUUCAGGAAGCCCAGGUUGCUUUGAUAGCAGAUCUGUGAUGACUUAAUAAUUUCUUUCUGUGGUCCAGCCUGUCAGGGAACUGACAGUUUAUUUAUCAGACCCAAGUUCAAACUUACCAGGGUCUGUAGGUCAGACACAUUUAGAAGGAAAUAAUGUAUCAAAUGAACCGAUAAAAAUUUUACUUUGAAAAUUAAAGAGGGAACCUUUCAAUUAGGAUAUAUUAUGUUGUUUUUUUUUGCAGGUUCUGGUUAGCUGAGAUGUGUUAAUAGCAUCAGGAACUUACAUCAAAUUACAAAAAAAAUAUUUUGUAUAAAAAAUAAAAUAAAUGUAGGGAUAAAUAAAUGGCCUAAAUAAAAGCAGAUCAAUGGAUCUGUGGAUUUAAACUGUAAAUGUUUAAUUUCAUUUUCUAUAUUUUAUUUAUUUUUUACAUUAAUGCCUUUAUUUUUAUGUAACAAACACUCCACACUGAGUUAUUGGGUGACUUUCAGAGAAGUUGAUUCAGAGAGGAGGAGUUGCAUAACAACUGGGUCCAAAAAGUCAGCGCUUCAGAGCGAGGAUUGUUUCUUUACGGUGAAUCAUUCUGGAUUGAUGUUUAUUUUGAUAAAGAAAAAGAGGUUAAACAAUGUACAGAUUUUAAGUUAAUGAGAAUAAAUGUUCAGAUUUUCUUUUAGAAGAAGAUUUGCUGUGAUUAUUUAUAAGGAAAAUUUUUCCAAUUCUGGAGGAAAAUCCGAGCCAGGAGGAUAAUUUUUCCUUUGGUUUCACUGUUUGUGUCUGUUUCUCUUCCUUUGUUCGUCGUCUCUCACUGGGAGUCGUGCCGUGCCUUAGCUGUGAUCCUGUUUUAGAAAACUGAGAAUAAAAGUGACUCAAGAAAAAAAAAA
Molecule: messenger RNA, 6592 nt
Organism: Fundulus heteroclitus (mummichog)
Lineage: Eukaryota; Metazoa; Chordata; Actinopteri; Cyprinodontiformes; Fundulidae
Product: xylosyltransferase 1
Exons: 11
Coding region: 138-2906 (922 amino acids)
Biological process (GO): chondroitin sulfate proteoglycan biosynthetic process; heparan sulfate proteoglycan biosynthetic process
Cellular component (GO): membrane
Molecular function (GO): protein xylosyltransferase activity
Source: RefSeq, a predicted model, not a curated record